Messenger RNA from Bacidia gigantensis, 1179 nucleotides. RefSeq lists its product as uncharacterized. Gene Ontology annotation, biological process: coenzyme A biosynthetic process. NCBI's taxonomy places the organism in Eukaryota, Fungi, Ascomycota, Lecanoromycetes, Lecanorales, Ramalinaceae. The transcript has a single exon. Bases 1 to 1179 code for a protein of 392 amino acids. The record is from RefSeq and is a predicted model, not a curated record. Gene Ontology annotation, cellular component: nucleus; cytoplasm. Gene Ontology annotation, molecular function: phosphopantothenate--cysteine ligase activity.
AUGGACCACGACACUGAGUCGCUACACCAUGGUGCAACCGACGGGGACAAAUACUUCUCCUCCAAUCCCUCUCCUAAUUCCAUUGACUCUCACAAAAGACUUGCGAGGUCCUUCAUAAACGAGCAGGUCCGCGCGAAUCGCAAUGUAGUCCUAGUGACAUCGGGCGGGACAACAGUUCCGCUGGAAAACCAGACCGUACGCUUCAUCGACAACUUUUCUAAUGGUAGCCGUGGAGCCACCUCUGCCGAAUACUUCCUUCAAGCUGGAUAUGCCGUCAUCUUCCUCCAUAGACAGUUUUCUCUACUGCCAUACUCCCGGCACUACAGCCACUCCACAAAUUGCUUUCUCGAUUUCAUGACUGAAGGCGACGAUGGCACCGUCACGGUGGAUUCAGAUUACGAAGACAAAAUGCUUGAAGUGCUCAGAAAAUACAAUACUGCGAAGAAGGAACAGAAAUUGCUACCCUUGAGUUUCAUAACGAUCAAUGAGUAUCUGUGGUCUCUGAAAGAGUUGGCCGUCAUGAUGAGACCAUUGGGUCCAAGAGCGUUGUUCUAUUUAGCUGCGGCGGUUUCGGAUUUCUUUUUACCCAAAGACAGACUUUCCGAGCACAAAAUACAGUCCUCGAACGCUAACAUAGUCAAUGGCGAAGGCUAUCCAAUGUUGAGUAAUGGUUUGUCUGGAACGGGUCAGCAGAACAGGCUGAUGAUCAAUCUGGAUCCUGUCCCCAAGUUUCUCAAGGACCUAGUUCAAGGAUGGGCUCCGGAAGGAAUGAUGAUUAGUUUUAAGCUAGAAACAGACCCAUCUCUGCUGAUUGAGAAGUCACAGCAAGCCCUCAAAAAAUACUCGCAUCAUCUAGUCAUAGGGAAUCUGCUUUCUACUCGAAGACACGAGGUUGUUUUCAUAACGUCGCAAGGAGAACAUUGGAUCAAAAUUCCUCAGCAUCGCCGUACUCGAAGUGUUGUAAGUCCGUCAUUCCUGCGGAAGACUUUCUUGGAUGAAGCUCAGGAAGAAACCGCCACCGCAAUGGGAGAUGGGCCCAUCGAAAUAGAAUCAUUGAUUGUGCCCGAAGUUGCUGCCAUGCACAGGCGCUUCAUUCAGCUCUCUCAGCAAAAUCAUGAAGAAGAUGAGCAGACAAUGCUUGCCAACGCCCUCGCUUGGGCCGAGACAGGCUCUGAUUAG